UACGGAUGACGGUUUGUUAAAUGGUGUUAAAGUUGACUAUUACAAUGAUUGUGGAAUGACAGCUAAUGAUAAGGUUCCUAUUGUCAGAAUGCCAGGAUGGUUAGAUAACGCUUAUUAUUGUGCUAAUUGGAAGAUGACACCAUAUUUAUGUAAAACAAAUAAACCACCAAAUACUGCGUGCAGAUCACCAGGGUCCACAGCCGCUGUAUUUAUUAUGGAGACUAUCAUGGAACAUGUGGCUAAAUCACUGAAUAAAGAUCAGCUCGAUGUCCGUAAAUUGAACUUGUAUCAACAGGGUCAGAAAACUCCACCAGGAAUGGUAUUAAAAUAUUGUAAUAUUCGAUCAAUGGUUACUCAGUUAGAGACAUCUGCUCAGAUUGCAAGCAGAAAGCAACAAAUUGCCCAGUACAACGCUGCCAAUCGAUGGAAGAAGCGUGGUAUAUCUCUCAUGCCGUUAAAGUUUGCCUUAAAUUGGAAAGGCUCACAGUAUAACACAUUAAUUAAUAUUAGUAAUGGAGAUGGAAGUAUUGCCAUAUUUCAUGGUGGAGUCAAUUUGGGACAAGGAAUCAACAUCAAGGUGGCCCAGACAUGUGCAUACGAGUUGGGUGUUCCAAUGGAUAUCAUAAGCGUAAAGAAGGCAUCUACUAUGACUAACUGUAAUUCUCAUACAACUGCUGGUAGCGUUACAAGUGAACUUUGUUGUCUGAGUGUUAUAGAAUGCUGUAAAAUGUUGAAGGAAAGAAUGGCGCCAGUUAAAGCUAAGAUGGUAAAUCCAUCAUGGAAGGAUUUAGUUGUUCAAUGUUACAAUCAAGGUGUUGAUAUUACAGCUAGAUAUGUAACAGAGCCUACGAAUGUCAGCACCUAUACUCGUUAUAAUCAAUAUGGUGUGUGUUGUUCGGAAGUGGAACUUGAUGUUCUGACUGGAGAACAUCAAAUACUGAGAGUAGACCUUUUGUAUGAUGCUGGUAAAAGUUUGAAUCCAGAUAUUGAUAUUGGACAAGCAGAGGGAGGAUUUGUUAUGGGUUUGGGUCACUUUUUAACAGAGAGAGUCAUCUAUGAUUCUACUACUGGUGAAAACCUCACAUCAAAUACAUGGGAAUAUCACCCACCAAUGCCAAAGGACAUACCAAUUGAUUUUAGAGUUGAGUUUUUGAACAAUUCUGACAACGUUAAUGGAGUUCUAGGAUCAAAGUCGUUAGGGGAGGCAACUGUUCCUAUGUCCAUUUCUGCUUUCUUGGCAGUAAAACAUGCUAUUGAAGCUGCAAGAAAAGAAAUAUCCAAGGAUAUAUACUUCACUUUAUAUGGACCUGCUACAGUGGAUACAGUUCAACUAAACUGUCUGACAGAUAUCACAAACUUAACCUACGGAAAUUAAUCUAAGUAAAAAAAAAACAGAAAAACUAUUAGAUCAAUACUGUACAAUUUACCUAUGUAAAUUAA
Molecule: messenger RNA, 1440 nt
Organism: Patella vulgata (common limpet)
Lineage: Eukaryota; Metazoa; Mollusca; Gastropoda; Patellidae
Product: xanthine dehydrogenase
Exons: 12
Coding region: 56-1375 (439 amino acids)
Molecular function (GO): iron ion binding; oxidoreductase activity
Source: RefSeq, a predicted model, not a curated record